Molecule: messenger RNA, 4206 nt
Organism: Cyphellophora attinorum
Lineage: Eukaryota; Fungi; Ascomycota; Eurotiomycetes; Chaetothyriales; Cyphellophoraceae
Product: Protein HIR1
Exons: 7
Coding region: 1-4206 (1401 amino acids)
Biological process (GO): regulation of DNA-templated transcription; chromatin remodeling; DNA-templated transcription
Cellular component (GO): nucleus; membrane; HIR complex
Molecular function (GO): nucleosome binding; protein binding
Source: RefSeq, a predicted model, not a curated record
AUGGAGCUCUCACGAGCCGCAACGAGGGCGCUGCCGCGGCGGCUUGCGGCCCUGGGCAGCACCCGAGUUGCACCUCUGGCAGUCUCGCCGAUGGCCAUCUGGUGUCGACGACAAUUCUCUCUAGGCACAGGCAACCAGCUGCCAGGUCCAGGCUCGAGUCUUGGUGGAAGCGGUGGUGGCAUGCCGCAAGCAUAUUUCCAACGGUCAUCGAGAUUACCUACGAAUACAAUUAUCAAAUUUGUGCCACAGCAGACUGCGUGGAUCGUGGAGCGGAUGGGCAAGUUCAGUCGGAUCCUGUCGCCCGGUCUUGCUAUUCUGAUGCCAGUCAUUGAGAGAAUCGCUUACGUCCAAAGCUUGAAAGAAUCAGCGAUCGAGAUACCAAGCCAGAGCGCCAUCACGGCGGACAACGUCACACUUGAGCUAGACGGCGUACUAUACACCAGAGUCGUCGACCCAUAUAAAGCGAGCUACGGCGUCGAAGACGCAGAAUACGCGAUCGGCCAACUCGCGCAAACCACGAUGCGCUCCGAAAUCGGCCAGCUCACCCUCGACCACGUCCUGAAAGAGCGCGCCAACCUCAACUCCAACAUCACACAAGCCAUCAACGAAGCCGCAUCCUCAUGGGGCGUCGUCUGCCUGCGCUACGAGAUCCGAGAUAUUCACGCCCCAGACGGCGUGGUUGCAGCGAUGCACCGACAAGUCACAGCAGAACGAUCGAAGCGGGCUGAGAUCCUGGAGUCGGAGGGACAGCGGCAGAGCGCGAUCAAUAUUGCGGAGGGACGGAAGCAGAGUGUGAUUCUGGCUUCGGAGGCGUUGAAGGCGGAGCAGAUCAAUCAGGCUUCAGGUGAAUCGGAGGCGAUUUUGCUGAAGGCGAAUGCUACGGCGAAGGGUAUUGAUGCGGUGGCGAGGUCGAUUCGGGAGGGCGAGCAGAGUGCGCAGGGUGCGCUCAGCCUGAGCGUCGCGGAAAAGUACGUGGAUGCGUUCGGCAAGCUUGCAAAGGAAGGCACGGCGGUGGUGGUACCGGGCAAUGUGGGGGAUAUGGGUGGGAUGAUUGCGAGUGAGAAGAAGAGCUUCGAGGUCUAUUCAUGCGACAUCUCACCAGAUGGCGAGAGGCUCGUUACAUCUGCCGCAGACGGCUACGUGCGAGUAUGGGCGACGAAAGCGAUCUACAAGUCCGAAGACGCCUCCUACACCGGCCCGAAGCAGCUAGCGUCGAUGAGCUACCACUCCGGCACCAUCCACACCGUCCGCUUCUCGCCCGGCGGCAAGUUUCUAGCCUCCGGCGCCGACGACAAGUACGUCUGCAUUUACACGUUAGACCCAAAUCCGCCGAAACACUCGACCUUUGGCUCCAACGAGACGCCGCCUGUCGAGCACUGGCCUGUCUUCCGAAGACUGAUCGGCCACGACAACGACGUGCAGGAUUUGGGCUGGUCGCAUGAUGGGACAGUUCUGGUUUCGGUGGGAUUGGACUCGAAGAUCGCGGUAUGGUCGGGCUAUACAUUCGAGAAGCUGAAGACGAUAUCGAACCAUACCAGUCAUGUCAAGGGGAUUACGUUUGAUCCCGCGAACAAGUACUUCGCUACGGCCAGCGAUGAUCGGACGAUCAAGAUCUUCAGGUUCACAUGCCCAACGCAGAACUACAGCUCGCAUGAUGCGGUAAACAAUUUCAUACUGGAGACCACUAUUACGCAGCCGUUCGUCAACUCGCCGCUUACCACGUACUUCCGGAGAUGUUCCUGGUCGCCGGAUGGGGUCCAUAUUGCGGCAGCCAACGCUGUCAAUGGACCAGCGCCGGCGAUUGCUAUCAUUGUGCGAGGGACAUGGGAUGGGGAUACGACACUGAUCGGUCACGAAGCAGCAGUCGAAGUCUGCGCGUUCGCACCACGACUCUACAGCGCCCACCCCGAUCCACAACCAGACAUCAAUGGCCACAUGCCCCCCAACACCACUGUGAUUGCUUGUGGUGGCGCCGAUAAGACACUCAGCAUAUGGACUACACAGAGUCCACGGCCGAUUAGCAUCAUACGAGAGCUGUCGGAAAAGCCAAUCUCAGACCUACGCUGGGCUCCUGACGGCAUGACACUGUUCAUCACAGCUCUCGAUGGCUCUGUACUAUGUGUUGUGCUCGAGGAAGGUGAAAUUGGCUACCCGCAGCCGGUCGAGGAGAAUGACAAGUCACUCACCAAAUUCGGCACGUCAAGGAAAGGUCAGGGCUUCCCCGAAACGACAGACGCGCUGCUGCUCGAAGAGAUGAGCCGUGCUGGUGAGCAGAAAGGUGUAGAGAGCCGGAUGGGAGCACUGAUGGGAGACGCACAACCCGCAGCGCAGACGAACGGAGAGAAGAAGACGUCCGAUGGCGCUGCCGGCGACACGAUGAAUGGCACUGCUGCACCUACGAAUGGCACGAAUGGUGUGUCCACGCCACCAGUACAGGACCAGAGUCAGGCGAAACUCGAGCGGCUCAAAAAUCGGGUCGAGAUUGUGAAUGGCAAGAAGAGGAUAAAGCCACUUCUUGUCUCGAGCGCUGGCGGUGGGGAGUCCUCCUUGCCACAGACGAAGCUUAUGAGCGCCGCUGCAGCGGUACAAGCUAUGGAUGCACCCUCUACGGUGCUCGAUUUGUCGAAACCCUUUGACGGCCUCCCCAAAGGUGGACUGGCAGCGCUUCUACUUGGGAAUAAGCGAAAAUACGCGCAGAUUGACGGCGAGGAGGAAGGAACGACCGAGAAGCGAGUCGCUGCAGCAAGUCACAGUGACCGUACUCCCAUACUACAGAGCACUCCCGAUGGUCUCGUUCCCGCAGCGCCACAACCCGCCGUUAACGGCCCACUCCCAACUCCAGAGUUCAUCCGGCCAGCAGUCGUGAACCCAGUAAUGUCCGUUAGUCAAUUGCGCCUAGCGGUACCUCGGAUACGGAAUAUGAUCAUUCUGGGCAUAGACGGAGAUGGAAAGCCUGCUGACACAACCGGUACCAACAAUGCGAACGAAUCCACAAAGGCCGCCCGAGCGGAGUACAUCCUCGAGAUUCGAAACCCAUCCACGCAGUCACUCACUCAACGCGCCCAAGACCGGGAGCCCGCCCGGAUAUCGCUCAGCAAGAACGGCUCUCCGCAAUGGCAGGACUUCCUUCCCAGAACGAUCCUACUCGCCACCGGCAACAAAUCCUUCUGGGCCGCAGCAGACGAGAACGCGUCGGUCUAUGUCUGGACACCCGCUGGUCGAAGACUGAACAGCGCACUAGUAGUGGAGUCACAACCUGUGCGAUUGGAGAGCUACGGAUCGUGGCUGCUGUGUGUAACCAGCGUAGGGAUGUGCUAUGUCUGGAAUGUCAGCACGAUGGCGGCGCCGCACCCGCCGGUGAGUCUGGCGCCGGUCUUGGACGCAGCCGUUCAGUCGCUGGCGGCGCAUCCGACGGGCGCACCUGCUAUCCACCACGUACGCCUCAACUCAGAGGGCCGCAUCAUCGUCAGCUUGUCCAAUGGCGACGGCUACGCGUACAGUCCACAGAUGUACUGCUGGCAACGCCUGAGCGAGGUCUGGUGGGCUGUGGGCAGUCAAUACUGGAACACCACUGACGCGUCAGUCUCAAAUCUGCAAGCAAAGCAGUCGUCAGAGGGCGCCCCAAAAAUGGAUGUUUCCGCGGGAAUAUUGCCUUGGCUGGAGCGGAAUACAACUACGGAAACCUUGCUUAGGGGUAGGGCGUUCUUCCUACAGCGGCUCAUCAAAGUCCUCCUCAGCAGAGAGGGCUACGAAUCAUUCGAAUCAGGGGUUUCGCUCGCUCACUUGGAAAACCGUCUAGCGGCCGCCCUGAUGCUGGGUUCCAAAGAAGAGUUCAGGGUAUAUCUAAUCAUGUACGCGAAGCGCCUAGGGAUGGAAGGCCUGAAGGGCAAAGUGGAAGAACUCCUACGGACGCUAGUAGGUGGUAUAGUCGAGGCGGAUCCCGACGAGGAGGCCUCUGGAGCUGCAAACAUUGCAGCAAACGUGGUCGAGGGACGGAAUUGGAGGGAAGAGAACGCGCUUAUCUGCGGGUGGAAGCGGGAGGAGCUGUUGGGAGAUGUGGUGCUUGUGCUGGGGAAACAUCGCGAAAUGCAGCGAUCUACCGUCCCAUAUGCGCGCAUGUUGGGCCUUGUGGGCGUUAGCAAUGGCACUGGAGCUGGAAACGGAAACGGGAGCGGAGGCGAAAAUCAAGCAGAUGUCGAGAUGUAG